AUGUCGGGAGCUGGAUAUGAUGUCGUCGUCGAUGUGGACGAGGAGGGCGAUCUAGGCCACACUGAUCUCCAAGAAGAUCUCUCCUUCCACAAUUCCAAUUUCGAAAACAAUCCCUCCUCAUCCCGCAAUAAGCCCACAUCGCCUGGUCUCCCCGCUCCAGCGACUGCAGGUGGUCCCAAUACCUCGAAACGUUACCUCUGGUCCCUACAUUUCUACUCACAGUUCUUUGAUGUCGAUACUUCUUCCGUUCUAGCACGAUGUUGGGCAGCUUUAUAUCCUCGUGCAAAUUUCUUGGAUGUAUUAGAGGGGAAUCCGGAUUUGUAUGGUCCAUUUUGGAUUGCUACGACGGUUAUCUUUAUUCUAUUCAUGGGAGGAACGGUUAGUUUGUAUCUUGCGGAAAGAGGAGAAGGAAGAUUUGCGUACGAUUUUGGGUUGUUGAGCGGCGCCGCAGGUCUAAUCUAUGGAUACACAUUCGUAAUUCCAAUUCUUCUCUUCCUUGCCCUCAAAUAUUUUGGCAGCGAAUCUGCCAAUCUUCUCGAAUGCGCUGCUCUUUACGGUUACUCCAAUCUCGUAUGGAUUCCUGUCGCAUUGGUCUCCUGGUCAUCCCUUACAAUCAUGAAUUGGGUAUUCGUAGGAGUUGGAUUCGGGUUGAGCGUUGCUUUCCUUCUUAGGAAUUUGUAUCCAGUUCUCAGCGCUACGGAUAAACAGACAAGUAAAAUAUUACUUAUCAUGGUGGUUGUUCUACAUGCAGGUUUGGCAAUUGCUAUUAAGGUGUUGUUCUUUGCCCAUGGAAGUCCGGUUGCUAAGAAGCCGGAGGGGGAAGAUCCUGCUAAGGAAGCCAAUCCAAGUAGGAUGCUGUUUUAA
Molecule: messenger RNA, 864 nt
Organism: Botrytis porri
Lineage: Eukaryota; Fungi; Ascomycota; Leotiomycetes; Helotiales; Sclerotiniaceae
Exons: 3
Coding region: 1-864 (287 amino acids)
Biological process (GO): vesicle-mediated transport
Cellular component (GO): membrane; Golgi apparatus
Molecular function (GO): small GTPase binding
Source: RefSeq, a predicted model, not a curated record